Messenger RNA from Colletotrichum higginsianum IMI 349063, 312 nucleotides. RefSeq lists its product as uncharacterized. The record is from RefSeq and is a predicted model, not a curated record. Bases 1 to 312 code for a protein of 103 amino acids. The transcript has 2 exons. Lineage: Eukaryota; Fungi; Ascomycota; Sordariomycetes; Glomerellales; Glomerellaceae.
AUGCCUAAUCCGCCGGGUUUCAAGGUUGAUGUCACGGUUGCUAGAGUCGGUACAGCUGGAGGUGACAACUAUAUGCAGGUUUCCACACCGGCCGUGCUCAGCAUAUCGCCCACGGCCGACGGGCCGUUCCGCUUGCCCAUCAGUUCCAAGUCGAGUGUCACGGGCAAGCACCUGGCCAGAUGGAAGGCGACCUCACCGACGGCGGAUCACUCGGCCGCACAACGAUACCAGGCCGCGACAAUGGCCUCAUUCACACCCACCACGGUCCCCAAGGAGACCCUCAGGUACCCCGCUGGCCACAGUGUCGCCUAA